This is a messenger RNA of Arctia plantaginis, 207 nucleotides long. The record is from the annotation of a GenBank genome assembly. NCBI's taxonomy places the organism in Eukaryota, Metazoa, Arthropoda, Insecta, Lepidoptera, Erebidae.
AUGAAUGCUCUGCAUGGUGUAGGUGCAGACGGCGCUAUGACAGUGGCUCGCGAUGAGGGCUCUCCAGAGCGGCUGGGGGGCGCGCUCCGCCGGCUGCAUUACAAGGCGACCAGGCGCGCGCACUCCGCCGCCGCUCGCCACCACAACAACACUCCGCCCAAGGGGUUCUUGAUCCAGAAAGCUUCACGACCCGUGAACCCAAUCUAG